Molecule: messenger RNA, 1363 nt
Organism: Darwinula stevensoni
Lineage: Eukaryota; Metazoa; Arthropoda; Ostracoda; Podocopida; Darwinulidae
Source: the annotation of a GenBank genome assembly
CUAUAAAAUUGAACAAGGUACUAGCGCCAAAGACUUGCUGGAAAUGUUGGUAGAAGGAAGGCAGGUACAAGCCAGAUUUACCAUCAUAGAGGGUUGGAAUUUUUCCCAAGUAAAACAGGCUUUAGCGCAGCUCCCAGGGCUAGUGCCCACCAUAGAUGGUAUGAGCGAUGCACAAAUUAUGCAAAUUUUGGGGCGACCAGGCAUACAUCCAGAGGGGAGGUUUUUUCCAGAUACUUACUAUCUGCCAAACGGAAGUAAAGAUACUGUAGCGUUAAAACUUGCCAUGCAAACGAUGGAUAAACACUUGCAACAAGCUUGGCAAACACGUAACUCACAAAGUGUUUUGCGCACUCCAGACGAACUAUUAACACUGGCUAGUAUCAUAGAAAAGGAAACUGGACUAGCUUCAGAUAGGCAAAAUAUUGCAUCGGUGUUUCACAACCGAUUGCGCAUAGGGAUGCGACUGCAAACUGAUCCUGCGGUGAUUUACGGGAUAGGCCAGAAUUUUGAUGGCAACUUAACCAAAAAACAUUUGCGUACAGAUACCGCAUACAACACUUAUACCCGUACUGGCUUGCCUCCAACCCCUAUUGCUAUGCCAGGCGCUGCUGCGUUAAAUGCGGCGGCGCAGCCUGCACAGAGCAAGUAUUUGUAUUUUGUAUCAAGAGGUGACGGCAGUAGCGCUUUUAGUGAAAAUCUGCAACAGCACAACCGAGCAGGUAUAGACGGCGCAGGAAAAUCCAGCCAUAUUGAAGCUCUGGCUGAAUACUUGCGCGCUGCUGGCCUCACCACUUGUCUCACGAGAGAACCCGGUGGCACCCCUUUGGCAGAGCAAUUGCGGGCUUUGCUGCUGCAUGAGCCUAUGGAUGCUUUAAGCGAAGCUCUCUUGAUGUUUGCAGCAAGGCGCGAGCAUGUCUUGCAAGUCAUCAAGCCUGCACUUGCAAAAGGGCAGGUGGUGUUGUGUGACCGUUUUACGGAUGCUACUUUUGCCUACCAAGGUUAUGGUCGUGGCUUUAAUUUGGAAGUAUUGCAGCAGCUAGAGCUUUGGGUGCAAGGCAAUGAUUUGCAAAAGCCCAGCGAAAUUCUAGAACCAGACUGCACUUUCUGGUUUGACUUAAGUCCCCAAGUCGCAGCAAAAAGACUAGAGUCUGCAAGAAAACCCGAUAAGUUUGAAGCCCAGAGCUUGGCUUUUUUUCAGCGUGUUGCGCAAGGCUACGCAAUGCGGAUGCAGCAAAACCCGCAGCGUUUUGUACAUAUUGAUGCUGCACAAAGCGUUGAAAAAGUGCGUAUGCAAAUAUUGGCGCAGGCUGACAAAUUCAUACCGCAAUUAGCAUCGCGUGCAGUCCGAGGCAACAAGUAUGUC